AUGAUUUAUCUCUUCUCUAUGUUUGUGUACACACUGUCUCUGCCAACAUCCUAUCUUCUUUUAAGAAAUGCAUUCUUUUUUCUUCUUUCAGUUCCAAGAUGUAGAGCCCUGAAGGAAAUGGAUUUAAUUCAGAGUUCUGAAUUAGAUUGUUAUUGUUACAAUAAAAAUACUCACAUGAAGUGGAACUCCAUUUGGUCAACUGUACAGGUGAAGGUUACCAGUCCAGGUUUGCUCCUUAUUGUGCAUAUCACAGAAAGACAUAAAUGCCAGUAUCCACAAACCAUUAUAACUUUUAUCAAGUGUGUGAUUCAUAACUUUUGGAUGCCAAGGGAAUCUAACGAUGCAACUAUAGUCAUCAAUCCAUAUGGAGACACUGUAUGUUUCUCUGUGCAGCCUGUCAGGGACAUAUUUAUCUAUACAAUAAGAGUGACUCAAAAUGUGAUGGAUAUCAGUCUCUUCCUUGUGUUUGUGACAGGCAUUGUCCUCUUCUUUUAUGCAAAGCGCUUGAGUCAAAGUUCCAUUUUCUUUUACUUAUCGGGCACUGUGCUAGGUGUUCUAAUGACACUCGUCUUUGUACUGUUAAUGAUGAAAAGGUUCAUCCCAAAGUAUAGCACGUUUGGGGCUUUAAUGGUUGGUUCUUGGUUUGCUUCAGUUUACAUUUUAAGCCAAUUGGUGGAUCAUCUGAAGUGGCUGUGGUAUCAAAGCAGAAUAUAUUUAUUAGGCUAUACCUUGACAGUUGGACUUUUCAGCUUCACCGUUUGUUACAAACACGGGCCCCUGGCUGAUGAGAGGAGCAGAAGGCUUCUGAUGUGGGCUCUGCAGCUCCUCUCCCUGGUGCUUAUCCGCUCAGGGGUCUCCGUGCCUCAGUUUGCGUAUGCAGCCAUGGCCCUCAUCUUGUGCUCCAGAAGUCUGCACUACCCAGUGAAAGCACUCUGUUACCUGAGCCGGAAAAUGAAGAGAUGGUUUACAUCAGAAAAACUGGUAGUUAAAUAUCUCACGGAAGAGGAGUACCGGGAGCAAGCUGAUGCUGAGACCACCGGGGCCCUGGAGGAGCUGCGCCGAGCCUGCGCGAGGCCCGACUUCCCAUCCUGGCUGGCUGUCUCCAGACUCCAGGCGCCUAAAAAAUUUGCAGACUUUAUUCUUGGAGCAAGCCACUUAUCGCCUGAAGAGAUUCAUCUGCAUGAACAACAAUAUGGUCUUGGUGGUGUCUUUUUGGAAGAGCAGCUCUUUAACCUGAAUGUGACACCUGCGAGUGAAACGUCAUCCUAA
Molecule: messenger RNA, 1269 nt
Organism: Elephantulus edwardii (Cape elephant shrew)
Lineage: Eukaryota; Metazoa; Chordata; Mammalia; Macroscelidea; Macroscelididae
Gene: NEMP2
Product: transmembrane protein 194B
Exons: 9
Coding region: 1-1269 (422 amino acids)
Cellular component (GO): nuclear envelope
Source: RefSeq, a predicted model, not a curated record